AUGGAGCUUAUGCCCAUACAAUUUUGCGACUGUGCGUUACUAGACAUAUUGAAGGCGAAAAUAGGUUCAUCUUCGCGAUUAUUAGAUAAAAUCGCACCAAAGUACGGUGCAGGACCUGUUGAGGAGAAAUGUGUGAAUUUUCUCUCGCAGAAUGUGAAAAAUUGGAAUAUAACUAUCACACAUAAAUCACUUCGCAUAACUAUCAUCACUAUGGCAACUUCAUUGCGUAGGCAUGAUCCGAAACUAUCGGCAUCUUUGUUGAGAAACUAUAGUUACAUAAAUUCUGAUGGAAUCCAGGAAUCACUUUCUGGAACGCCUCUUUUAUUGGAUGGCAAGGUCUACGACAUAUCUUCCCAGUCCUUUCUAACAAAGGAAAACUUCAAACCACUGCUGUGUUGCGUUCUCAAUGCUUGUUGUCAACACAAGUUUCUACUGGCCGAUCGCAUACUCACAGCAAUGGUUUCCUGCUUUACAGUAUCACCGGAAUUAUACAACCAACUGGUCGACGAGGAGUAUGUCAAGAAUAUGGAGCUGAUUUUAGAGAAUAUAUGCAAUGUUAAAGACUGGGAUAGGAGCAUUCCCUGCGUUAGAUUGCUGAAUUCAUGCUCACAUACAAUGAUGAUCCACCGAAGACGCGGGCCGCUUAGCAAAAUAUACCGCAGGGUCAUACGCAAAAUAUGCAAUGCCAUUGCUAAGUAUCAUAUGGCAAUCGAUGAAAAAGGAGCGAACAGCUCUUACGAACUCCGCAACUUGUAUGAAUCUGUGGCUCUGCUUCGAACAUUUCUCUUAUUACUCCUUAGUGUUGGAAUCAACUUUUAUGUCGAUAUUGAGCCUUUUCGAAGGUCUAUCAGAGACACGAAGACACUCGUCAUCAUAUCAAUGGCUAAACGUUGGGCCAUAGAUAGGUCCAGCAUGUGGGCGGCUAUUAACUUCGAUAAUCAGAACAUCCUCAAGAAUAUAAUUUGGAGAAAGGCUAGAAUCUCUGUCACCUUCACUGAUCCAAAAAUGAUGGAUCGUGAGGUGCCACUUUGGGAAGAAGGUGAUGCAUUUGCUUAUUUCACCCAUACUACUGCGACGUUAAUACCGAAAGAGGCACUUGAGCUUGUAAUAGAGCUACCGUUGAUCAGUUGCAUUGACAUCCAUGAAGAUGAGGAAACUUUGAAGUUUUAUUUCGACCUUAAUUUGACUUAUCUGAAGCGUACUCUACCAAAGCUGCUUGCUCUUGGAUUCAGAGACGAGAUCUCUCAACAAUAUCGAUUUACCGUCUCUUGCUUAAAAAAAUACUCUAGUGAAAACGCCGAAUAUGACAAAGCGGUGUUAAAGUACCACACAAUUGAUGCAACAAUGGAGGUCUUCCUACCACCGAAGAAUAAGAAGCUAUACUCUUCGUCGGAGCAAUCUGUUGUUAAUUCUGUGAGACGGCCGCAAAAACGGAGCUAUGCGAUAAUUGAGCUUCCUCCAGCAGGGAUUAUCCAGAGUACCAGUUGCGGGUACUAUGUAAAUAGUGGAGCCGGAACUCCCCACAGCAUUCCUAAACAUCUAAGAACCACCUCAUCUGGAUAUAACGAAGGAACGCCACAUAGAAGGGGUAACGACUCAUCUGUCGUGCCUCCGUCGAUCAAUAGGGUUACUACCACACGUACUACCGGCAGUUUUGUUCCAGAUGCAAAAGAGACGAAGACAACAGCUAGAAGCAAAUCAUUUGAAGCAACCACCUCUAUCUCUCAAAAGGCUAGCAUCGCCCUUUUGGCACUGCCACAGGAGGACCAAGGGACUGUCCCAGAUAGUUUGAUGGAAAUAUUUACUUGUGAGAAAACAACGCCUCUCUCAACGCAUCCAGCAACAAAUCUGGCUGUCGCUUCAUACAUCGAGCCCGUUGCCGAACAAGAAGUGGUGAACGAGGAAUUGACGACCAUUGCCCCGACUGUAGAACCUACCAUUGUCCAACCAGAGCAGCAAGACACGAGGGUUUUGUUUAUCCAUAGACCAAAGCGGCUACACAGAAUCAAGCGCAGGAGAACAAAAUCUAAGCGGAAGUCGUCUAAAAGUUCCUCACCCCGGAGCAGCAGUUCACCCGUUCCUAACCGACAGUACGGCACUUGUUCAUCUCUGAAGCGUGCUAAAGAGACGGAACCUGCAUAUCCGCAGAGUAUCGUGCGACAUCUAAAGCGCGCCACAAAACUGCUGCUGAAACGCAAGAACCAUAGAUGCGAGUACAUCCGCCGAGAAUUCGACGAACUAAGGAACACCAUAGAGACCAGGUUCCACCUAGUCCUGUGCCGAAGACAGGAACGGUGGAACCGCGUGAAUGCUACAUAUAUGAAGCGGUUGGACGACAUAGCAAGCGGCGUUGAAGAAGAUUUCAAACUUCCACAACUCCAUGAGAUUUCUAAGAGGCUCCCUGAGCCAAUAAGGCUACAGUCUACGCCUGAAGAGGACACUUGUAUGUCCACACUACAAGAAAUUGGAAGUGAUCCCAAUGAUUUCGAGGCCACUGUACAAUAA
Babesia sp. Xinjiang is the source of this 2505-nucleotide messenger RNA. RefSeq lists its product as uncharacterized. NCBI's taxonomy places the organism in Eukaryota, Apicomplexa, Aconoidasida, Piroplasmida, Babesiidae. The transcript has 12 exons. The record is from RefSeq and is a predicted model, not a curated record. Bases 1 to 2505 code for a protein of 834 amino acids.